CCCAAUAUUGUUGACAAUUGUUUGUGUCGUCGUUUGCCCAUUUUUGUGUUUUCCCCAAUUUGUAUGAUAAGCAAUAGCUUCCGGGCCACCAAUAGCAUGUAAUUCAGGCUGUUCAUGGCUAACCGCGAUGUAUUCUCCAAGAUCCUGCCAAAUGUCAAGUUGGGCACCCGUUACGACGAGGAUGGGCGUGAAGUGCAAGUGGAGCGUCGCGAAGACUCGGAUGCCACGGCCAAGGAGCAGGACACCUUCGACAUCCUGGUGGCAGCGGGAUAUUACCGGGCCCGCAUCAAGGGCUUGUCCGCCUUCGAUAAAGUUGUGGGUGGCAUGACCUGGUGCAUCGAGUGCUGCGACUACGGUGUGGACGUGGACCUGCUCUUCCACGAAAGUCUCUCCAUAGGACAGAAGAUAGCUCUGGUGGAGAAGAUUGUCUCUGUCCUGAUUGACAUGAAGUGUCCACAUAGCCUGGAGCCACAUCAAGUGCAGGGUCUGGAGUUCCUGGCCAUACAUCCCGUCAUCCAGUGGCUGGUGAAGACCUCUGUGGAAAAUCGAGCUGAGCGUGGCCAGCGCUUGAAGAGAUUCGCCAUUGGCCAGUUCCACAAUCACUAUCAGUACAAAAGCGACAAGGACAAUCUCACUAAGAUACGCUUGGCCUCCACCCACAUCAAGGCCAUUCAGGAGCUGUACGGCCCCAGGAGGCUGUACGAGCGCCAGGAAUCUCCUGGGGAUGAUGAUGAUGUCUCCCGUGUGCGACUUACUCUCUUGGAAUACGGAGAUCCAGGACCAAUGCUCAAGAGCAGCGCUGGAAGAAAGGUAGAGCAGGGUCCUGGGGAAACGGCGGAGCUCGAUUUGGAGGAGUAUCUGCGCAGUUUAUCCCUCGCAAAAGAUGACUUAACGGGCACUCAGAAACGAAUCGAUCUCGAUCCCACAGCGCGGCAAGAGCUGCAAAAGCACUAUGCCGAGUUUAAGCUGGAAAUGGAAACGGAUGCUCAAGACCUUAAGGCACAAAAUCAACAGAAACGUCUUGAGGCGGCCAAAAUUGCCCUGGAACACAAAGUAAAGCGCUACUGCAAGGACAAGGAACAACUGCAGCAGGCAGAAAAGGAGCAGAACCAGAAGACCAAGGAAGCGGAGGAGCAAUUAGAUACCAUAAAAAUUGAGCUGAAAGCACACAAGGAAACGCAGGAUAAUGCAGAUCCAAAGCUCCUUGAAAAGGUUCAAAACUUAUUGCAGCAACAUGAAGAGCUGAAGAAAAGCGAGGCGGAAUUUAAGGAAUCUUGUCGCACCGAUUUGGCCACCCUUCAGCAGCAAAUCGACGACCUGGAAGCAUUUAGUGCCCAAGAUGCGGAGACUCAAGCUGCAGCCCUGGCGGGCGAGGAGCAACGCCUGAAGGAGCUGCGCCUGCAGCUGGCCAAGCGGAACCGCGGAAUUGUGGCCAUCGAACGGAAGCUGGAUGCCAUACCCGAUCGCACAGAGCUGGCCCAAUACCAGCGACGCUUCCACGAACUGCACAACGAAAUGAGCGGCAAACAUCUGGAAACCAAGCAAUAUUACACCCUGUACAACACGCUCAACGACAAGAAGCGCUACCUGGAGAAGGAGCUGGCCCUCCUCAACUCCAUCUGUGAGGCCUACAACGAGGGCAUGAUGAGUCCGCACGGCCGCGAGGACUUCAUCCGCCAGUUCGAGUCCAUUGUGGACGGGGUGAAGAGCGCCCAGGACAAGGUGCGUCAUAAGUACAACGAGGAGCGGAUGCGUCGCGACGAGCUGAACGAGGAGCUGCAAUCGCUGCUGGAACUGCAACGCCAGUAUGCCCUGGCUGUCAAGCAGCUCACCCGCGAGUGCCAGCGCUGCGAGCAGCUGCAGCAGGAGCUCAGGUCAAUUAGGAGCAGGACCCAGUCCUAGCCCAUUUUAACUAUUGAUUAGCUAACACGAAACACUCUUAGCGAGUUCGUUCAAUAAAUUCUAUCGCCCCA
Molecule: messenger RNA, 1973 nt
Organism: Drosophila gunungcola (fruit fly)
Lineage: Eukaryota; Metazoa; Arthropoda; Insecta; Diptera; Drosophilidae
Gene: fidipidine
Product: coiled-coil domain-containing protein 93
Biological process (GO): Golgi to plasma membrane transport
Source: RefSeq, a predicted model, not a curated record